AAUACACACUCCUAAAAGAGUACUCGCUAGGAAAUAAACAAUGAAUAAUUUAUUGAAAAUAUUAUGUAUUGUGUCUCUGAUUGGAUCAAUGGAGUCUGCAAGAAUAUUAGCAGUGUAUCCAGUGCCAUCUAUUAGUCACCAAGUGGUAUUUCGUCCAUUGAUGCACGAAUUAGCAAAACGUGGGCACGAAGUUGUAGUGAUAACAACAGAUCCUGCAUAUCCGAAAUCAUCACCCCAGAAUCUAACUGAAAUAGACGUCCAUGACUUGUCUUACAAAAUGUGGAACGAUUUUUUAGCUUCAGGGAAAGCACAAUCUCAUAUGACAGCAGAACAAUUAAAGAUAUUUAUGGAUGUCAUAUUAGACGUCUUCGAAGCACAAACGAAAUCUGAGGAGGUACAAAAACUUAUCAAUGAUAAGGAAAAAAGUUUUGAUUUAUUAUUUGUUGAAGCUUGUGUUAGACCAGCCUUGGCUUACGGAUAUCGAUACAAAGUGCCAAUGAUAGAAUUCAGUUCGUUUGGAGGUAUCGUAGGAACAUAUGACGAAACCGGGGCCUCCACGAAUUAUCUCUUAUAUCCUACACCGUUGCGUGAGAAAGUCUACAACCUGACUUUUUGGGAAAAACUUCAUGAUGGAUAUCAAGAACACACUAAUAACAAAAUAGCCGUAGAACAUGAAACAAUAGAAAAUAAAGUUGUGAGAAGCAUUUUUGGUCCAAAUACACCUAGCUUAAGUGAAUUGAAAAAAAAUGUGCAUUUAAUAUUUCUCAAUGUAAAUCCUAUAUGGGACUUCAAUAGACCCGUACCUCCUAACAUAAUAUACUUGGGUGGUAUCCAUCAAAAACCUGAUAAGGAGUUGCCAAAGGACAUCAAAACGUAUCUUGACUCGUCUAAAAAUGGAGUAAUAUACAUGAGUUUUGGAACGAAUGCUAGGCCGUCUCUGUUACCGGUCGAAACACUAAAUAUAUUCACAAAAGUAUUCUCUCAACUGCCCUAUGAUAUUCUAUGGAAAUGGGAUACAGAAGAAUUACCCAAUAGGUCAAAAAAUGUUAAAAUUUCGAAAUGGUUACCACAAUCAGACUUACUGAAGCAUCCAAAAGUGAAACUCUUUAUAACUCAAGGAGGUCUACAGUCUACCGAUGAAGCUUUGACGGCAGGAGUACCAUUAAUUGUAAUACCAAUUCUUGGAGAUCAAUGGUUUAACGCUGAACAAUAUGUAAAAUUCAAUAUUGGAAUACGCCUCAGUUUGGAAACAAUUAAUGAAGCUGACUUUAAAAAUGCUAUUGAAACAAUUAUACAGGACAAAACCUAUCGUGAAAACGUAGUCAAGCUGCGUAACAUAAUGCGCGAUCAGCCUCAGACGCCGCUGGAGCGUGCCGUGUGGUGGACGGAGUACGUGCUGCGGCACGGCGGAGCGACGCAUCUACGUGCCGCGGGCGCGCAUAUGCACUGGACAGAAUAUUAUGCUAUGGAUGUUGUAGUAUUUAUAUUUACUGUAGCACUAGUUAUUGUAGGAGGUGUUGCUAUAUUUGCGAUUCGAUAUGCAAUGUCACUAAAAGGUUUAAAAAUUAAAAUUAAGAAAAGUUAGAUAAUUAUAAUUAGCCCUAUUUGUGUUAUUUUAUGUUUAUAAAGCCAUGUCUUUACGUCACAUCUUUGUUAUUAGUGAAUAAGGUUUCAACAUCCUAUUAGACUUUCUGGUUUGAGGUGCCAAUUCUGUAAAAUUGCGUUAAAAGUAUCAACCCGGUAUCCGUGGAAUAUUUUUAUAAUUUAUUACUAUCAAGUUAACCAGAUAUUUUUUUUACUAUUGCUUAAUUAAUAGUUAGAUAACUUAACAGCAACAAUGUCCCACAAAUUGUGUGGUAUACUUUGUGUAACAGACUAAACGAUGUCUUUAUCAAAGUUGUAUGUAUGUAAAAAUUACAGGAGUGUAUACUGCGACUUAAUUUUAUAGUUUUGUGUAGUGCAAGGAUACAAAAAAUAUUUAUUGGAGUUAAUUAUUUUCGAUGUGUGAGUUUACCUCGUCCCAUUAAAAAAACGACACACAAUUUUUUUCGUGAAUUUGAUUGAUACUAGACCUUGUGUAAUUACUUUGAGAUAGGAAGAGACUUAAGUUAUUCAGAAAAAUCCUUUUCGUGAAUUUGAUUGAUACUAGACCUUGUCUAAUUACUUUGAGAUAGGAAGAGACUUAAGUUAUUCAGAAAAAUCCUCUUUGUGUGCUUUGCUAUAAUCCAAAAUUAGCGAACACAAUUUUAUUUAAUUGGUACCCUUUAUUAAUUUUUUUAUAAGUUUUAUGUAUUACUAUAACUGUAUUGUUUAUGUACAUAUUGUGUUUAAAAUUUUCAUUUGUAUAAAAAGUUUUAUCAAUAUAACUGUAUUGUUUAUGUGUUAGCAUAGCUCGCUCCAUCGACCGCUGAGUGACUUCUUAUGAGGCCUAUAGUUAGCGACCAAAUCUCGGAUCUGUCGGCCAUCACUAGCAACACAUACUGUUUGAAGACUUUCGUAUUUAUUCUUUCGACUAUAUUUCUUCUUCUUCUUCUUCUUCUUCUUUGAUAAGUAUUUCACUGUCUUCUGUUUUCAGUUGUCUUUGCAAACGCGGGUUGUUCAUGUCAAAUGAAUGAUAUGUCAUUAUCAAAUAUGCAUUCGACAUUAUUUAAUGUCCUAUUUUCAAAUCCUUAUUAAAACAAAAUUUAUGCAAUUAAUUGUAUGUCAAAGAGAUACAAUUUUUGUCUACUUGUAACAAUUAAUUUAACUGAUAGGCAAAUAUGGAUAUUUUUGAAAAUUGGCCUCCCGAAUUGUUAUUAUUUUCGGCCAAUUUUCAGCUCUGUAUCAUUCGUAUAAUUUGGGCCCGAGUUUAUAUGGUGACUGGGUUUCUUCUUUGAGAGUAUUCAAGUCUCAAAAAAUACAAUAUAUAUAUAUAUAUAUAUAUAUAUAUAUAUAUAUGUAUUAAUAUAUAUAUUAGAAUGUACGUAGAUGGUUUUUAUCGGACCUGAGUGAUGUUGUCAAUUGGAUUCGUCGGGUGUCCACGAAUAGCAAAAUCAAUUAGUAUAAAAUAAGCAUUAAUUUUUUAUGUCAGUGGUUUUUUUCAUAUCUUUAAUACCAUUGUUGUUGUGAGUAUGAAUACAUAGCAAUAAAUACGAGACACGAGUAAUACCUGACUUUAAUUCUAAUAACUUGUAUAUUCCAUACUUACAGCGGUUACAGGCGCAAAAAAUAUAGCUAAUGAUACUCACAGAUAAUGUGGCUUUCUAUUGCUAAAAUAAUUUACAAAAUCGUUUGAGUAGACUUAGA
Molecule: messenger RNA, 3285 nt
Organism: Bicyclus anynana (squinting bush brown)
Lineage: Eukaryota; Metazoa; Arthropoda; Insecta; Lepidoptera; Nymphalidae
Product: UDP-glucosyltransferase 2-like
Exons: 4
Coding region: 41-1585 (514 amino acids)
Molecular function (GO): UDP-glycosyltransferase activity
Source: RefSeq, a predicted model, not a curated record